Mugil cephalus (flathead mullet) is the source of this 1798-nucleotide messenger RNA. RefSeq names its product serine and arginine rich splicing factor 9 (gene srsf9). Gene Ontology annotation, cellular component: nucleus; cytoplasm; ribonucleoprotein complex. The record is from RefSeq and is a predicted model, not a curated record. The coding region runs from base 392 to 1126 and encodes 244 amino acids. The transcript is spliced from 5 exons. NCBI's taxonomy places the organism in Eukaryota, Metazoa, Chordata, Actinopteri, Mugiliformes, Mugilidae. Gene Ontology annotation, molecular function: mRNA binding.
AAGGACGUCGCGCGUCACCGCUGUUUGGUGUCUAUCGGAAAUUGAAAGUAGAAGAAGAAGCUAGCCGCUCGCUGGUUAGGCUGCUAACUAACUUGCCACGGGAGAAACCUAGUGUGCUAACCGGUAGCAUUAAAUCUACAAAAGAAGACCUUUUCACUUACUUUGAAAGUUUUCAGGCUUGGAUCCAAGGUCCUGUGCCAUUUUUCUUGAACUCAUCAUUUACUACUGUCAUGGCUGCAUCCCUGGUUUAAAGAUUUAUUUUUGGAGUUUUGGAUUGGAUCUAGGAAUAGGAUAAGGACCAAUUCCGCAGCUAUUUGUGAAAGCAAGAAGUGAUCUUAAAGUCUGCAGGUGCCCCCCAUUCUGUGUCAGCAGUGCCAUCCUCUCCACCACCAUGUCCGAAGGCCGGAUCUACGUUGGGAAUCUUCCCAUGGACGUUCAGGAGAGAGACAUUGAGGAUCUCUUCUACAAAUAUGGAAAAAUUCGUGAAAUUGAAUUAAAGAACAAUAGAGGCACUAUCCCUUUUGCCUUCAUCCGAUUUGAAGACCCACGGGAUGCAGAUGACGCAGUUUAUGGAAGGAAUGGAUAUGGAUAUGGGGACUCCAAGCUGCGUGUUGAGUAUCCUCGAUCCUCUGGUGCAAAAUCUGGUCCAAUGGGGGGCGGUGGAGGAGGACCAAGAGGAAGGUUUGGACCCCCAACUCGAAGAUCUGAAUUCCGGGUCCUAGUGACUGGUUUACCACCAAGUGGGAGCUGGCAGGAUCUGAAGGACCACAUGCGCGAAGCAGGAGAUGUUUGCUUUGCAGACGUGCAGCGAGACGGUGAAGGUGUAGUGGAGUUUCUCCGCAGAGAGGACAUGGAGUACGCACUGCGCAGACUGGACCGGACUGAGUUCCGUUCGCAUCAAGGUGAGACCGCUUACAUCCGUGUCUAUGAGGAGAGAGGCACUCCUAACUACAGCCGGUCACGCUCCAGAUCCAGGGGGCGCUAUUCUCCUCCCCCCUACCAUAACAGAGGUUCUCCACCUUCGCGCUACCAGUCUCCUCCCCGCCAUGCUAUGUCACGGCAUAGUCCACCCCCCAGGAGGCACCCCCCACAGCACCAUAGCCCCCCACCCCGUCACUAUCGGUAGACGGGCCCCGCCAGCAAUUGAGGAAUUGGAGGAAAGUUUUUGUAAUUCUGAAUUUUAUCAUCUUUUUUGUAAACCCAGGCCUCCUCACGCUAUGUUGAUAUUUCUUGAUAUACAUUCCAUAGUCAGAAACCUCUGAACAACCUGCUCCUCCUCACAGCCUUAAAUCAAUUUUCCUUUGUUUUUUACGCAACCAUGUGUUGUCUGGAAACAGGAUUGUUGUGAUUUUGUUUUUUCUGAGAUUGACCGCUGCAUUCGACCGUUGUAUAACACAUUGGAUGUUUCUUUUAUAAAGAAAUCCUGGGUUGUGAUGUAACAUUUUUAGUCAAUACACACAGGUGUUGAAAUAUCGUCCGAGAGAAAUUACACAACUCCGCAACUAUCAAGUUAAACAGUAAAACUGCUUCUUAAAUUAACAAAAUUUUCCUUUUGUGUGUGUGUGUCACAUUUCAGUAGCUUUGAAUAUGAAGUUAUUUCCGAUAUGGGAACCUGUGAAGCUGAUCAGUAUCGUAAAAUUAGUGAGCCUUUUAGAGUAGUGACACAUGCCGACUGUGAGCCUCGCCUGUCUUUCUUUUUAACGUGUGAAUUGCUGAUGGAGGUGGCCUGUAAUUUGUAUGCAUCUCUGAUGUUGCUGUUUUUUUUUCUUUACCAAUAAAAAGCAAACUUUUACUGCAA